Molecule: messenger RNA, 429 nt
Organism: Copidosoma floridanum
Lineage: Eukaryota; Metazoa; Arthropoda; Insecta; Hymenoptera; Encyrtidae
Product: HEAT repeat-containing protein 5A-like
Source: RefSeq, a predicted model, not a curated record
AUGCACUUGCAAAGCGCUCUUGCAAAAAUUAUAGACCUCGCCAAAACUGGGAGUGACGAAACUAAAAUGGACGAGGUUGCCAUGAUGCUGGGCAUAGCUGUUUUCGUACUUCACGCUCUACCAGAAGUCGUCAGUCCACCAAACUUACAGUUCCCAUGUAUAAACCACUUCCGUCUUGUCAUUCAGUCUGAAAAUAUUUAUAUAAGACUCAAAUGCGUGCAAACUCUAAGAACGAUCUUUCUUCAACAAGAUCGCAGUAUAAGUACGCCUUACAUUCACGCACUUGCUCCAAGAAUAGUUGAGUACUUGUACAGUGAUCAGAGCAAGCAAGUAACAAAUGACGAGGAAUUACAAUUCACUUUGGAAUGCAUUACGACGGUCGAUAGUCUCAUCGCAUUAGCAGAACCUACGCGGNUUCAAUUAUAUUAA